Messenger RNA from Drosophila hydei, 1331 nucleotides. RefSeq names its product 28S ribosomal protein S5, mitochondrial (gene mRpS5). The record is from RefSeq and is a predicted model, not a curated record. Gene Ontology annotation, biological process: translation. Lineage: Eukaryota; Metazoa; Arthropoda; Insecta; Diptera; Drosophilidae. The transcript has 2 exons. Gene Ontology annotation, molecular function: structural constituent of ribosome; RNA binding. The coding region runs from base 99 to 1316 and encodes 405 amino acids. Gene Ontology annotation, cellular component: ribosome.
GCUAUCGAAAAAGUACUUAAAAAAACAAAUUUAAUCGAGAAGUUUUAUAAUAAUAUGUAACAUUUACGUAUUACCUGUCAAUUGAGUACAAGUAUAAAAUGGCCAAAUUGUGGCUUAUGCCAUUUAUGAUGUCCAACUGGCGGGCAUCCGCACCGCAGCUUGCAUAUUAUGCAAACGCAGUGCGCACUCCCUCCGCUGUUGUUUUUACACGUAACACUAGCUUUUUUAAUAAAUUACCAGCCGAAGAUAUCUGGCGUGGGGUAACAGCAGUAAGUAACGCAGGUAAAAAAAGAGGCCGUGGAAAGGGGACAGGAAAAAAAGUUGCGAAGGAUUUGAACAGAGGCCAAACAAUUGGGCUCGGCAAAAGUAAUUGCAUUUGGCCUGGUCUGAAUGCACCAAUUAUACGAGGAAACGAGCUUACGCAUCAACAAAAACAAUCUGAAAACUUGGAUAGAGAAAAAAGCAUUAUUAGCUUGCGUGAUUCCAUGAGCAAUUUCAAGCUCAUGAAAUUAAAUCCUAUAGAUCGAGGUUGGUCAGGAUCAAAAAUGCCAGGUCGUAGUAUUGGACCACCAGAUGCUGUUGGAGAAGAAAAUUUUAAUUUAUUUGAUACACGUGUAUUAGAGAAUAAAAUAGUAUUUAUAAUGAAAGGUAAUAUGGGAAGAAAAAGACGGUACUCUGUAUUAUCUGUCACUGGAAAUAAAAGUGGAUUAGCUGGGUUCGCAACAGCUAAGGCUCCUGAAGUUCGAACUGCCCUCCGAAAAUCGAAAAAUCGUGCAGGUCAAAAACUUAUUAGUAUUGACCUUUAUGAAAAUAGAACUGUAAAUCAUGAUUUUUAUACCGCAUUUGGAAAAACCAAAAUCUUUGUCUUUAAAAAACCGGAAGGGCAUGGCUUAGUAUGCCACAGGGCCAUACAAACUAUUUGCAAAGUUAUAGGAAUACAGGACUUAUAUGCAAAAAUUGAAGGAUCAACAAACCUUCAGCACAUUGUGAAAGCAUUUUUUAUUGGGCUUAUGCGUCAAAAAUCAUAUGAAGAUAUAGCAAACGAAACAAAAUUGCAUAUUGUUGAACGUCAAAUGGCAAAGAAUGGAUUUACUGAAAUUAAAGCUAGUCCUCUUCAAGAUUUGAAAAUUUCAGAGAACGAUCAAAUAAUCGAUUUUAUGCAGUUUACUUUGGGAAAUAAAAUUGUAUUAAGAAAAAAAAAAACUCCACCUUAUUAUGUAAAUACGAAAGGGCACUAUUUAUUUGAAUGUAAAGCGGAGAAAUUUAGAAAUCAAUCGAUUGUACGUUUACACAAAUUGGUAAAUUCUUAUACGUAAGAGAAAAAAGUAUUU